This is a messenger RNA of Suricata suricatta (meerkat), 3895 nucleotides long. RefSeq names its product ubiquitin associated protein 2 like (gene UBAP2L). NCBI's taxonomy places the organism in Eukaryota, Metazoa, Chordata, Mammalia, Carnivora, Herpestidae. The record is from RefSeq and is a predicted model, not a curated record. Gene Ontology annotation, molecular function: protein binding. The transcript has 28 exons. Bases 125 to 3472 code for a protein of 1115 amino acids. Gene Ontology annotation, cellular component: nucleus; cytoplasm.
CAGUGUGGAGGAGACUGAGGUAAAGUUGGAAGCGCAGCGGCGUUGGCGGCGGCGGCGGCGGCAGCGGCAGCGCGGCGGGGCCGGUAUUCUACCUUGUAAAUACUGUUAUUUGUAUAUACUGUAAAUGAUGACAUCGGUGGGCACUAACCGAGCCCGGGGAAACUGGGAACAACCUCAAAACCAAAACCAGACACAGCACAAGCAGCGGCCACAGGCCACUGCGGAACAGAUUCGACUUGCACAGAUGAUUUCAGACCAUAAUGAUGCUGACUUUGAGGAAAAGGUGAAACAAUUGAUUGAUAUCACAGGCAAAAACCAGGAUGAAUGUGUCAUUGCUUUACAUGACUGCAAUGGGGACGUCAACAGAGCCAUCAACGUCCUACUGGAAGGAAGCCCAGAUACGCAUUCGUGGGAGAUGGUCGGGAAGAAGAAGGGAGUCUCAGGACAGAAGGAUGGUGGCCAAACGGAAACCAACGAGGAAGGCAAAGAGAAUCGAGACCGUGACAGAGACUAUAGUCGGCGACGUGGUGGGCCACCAAGACGGGGGAGAGGUGCCAGCCGUGGACGAGAGUGUAUGCAUGGGGCUUUAACAAAACCAGCUGUGGUUCGGGGUCAGGAAAACGGAUUAGAUGGCACCAAGAGUGGAGGACCUUCUGGAAGAGGCACUGAACGAGGCAGAAGAGGCCGUGGCCGAGGAAGAGGUGGCUCUGGUAGACGGGGAGGAAGGUUUUCUGCUCAAGGAAUGGGAACCUUUAACCCGGCUGACUACGCAGAGCCGGCCAGUACUGAUGAGAACUGUGGCAGUAAUAGCGGCAGCACGUGGAACAACACUGGCCACUUCGAACCAGAUGACGGGACGAGUGCAUGGAGGACUGCGGCAGAGGAGUGGGGGACUGAAGAUUGGAAUGAAGACCUUUCCGAGACCAAGAUCUUCACUGCCUCUAAUGUGUCUUCAGUGCCUCUGCCUGCGGAGAAUGUGACAAUCACUGCUGGUCAGAGAAUCGACCUUGCUGUUCUGUUGGGGAAGACACCAUCUUCGAUGGAGAAUGACUCCUCCAGUCUGGAUCCGUCUCAGGCUCCUUCUCUUGCACAGCCUCUGGUGUUCAGUAACUCGAAGCAGAGCGCCAUCGCACAGCCUGCUCCAGGAAGCUCGUUCUCUCACCACAGCGUGGCGAGCGUGCUGGGGAAAGGAUUCGGUGAGGUCGGGGAGGCCAAAGGCGGCAGCACCACGGGCUCUCAGUUCCUGGAGCAGUUCAAGACCGCUCAGGCCCUGGCCCAGCUGGCGGCGCAGCACUCUCCGUCCGGAACCGCCACCACCUCCUCUUGGGACAUGGGCUCUGCCUCCCAGUCGCCGUCGCUGGUGCAGUACGAUUUGAAGAACCCAAACGAUUCCACAGUGCACAGCCCCUUCUCCAAGCGCCAGGCUUUCACCCCGUCUUCAACCAUGAUGGAGGUGUUCCUUCAGGAGAAGCCGCCCACGGUGGCCGCCCCCGCAGCUGCACCUCCCCCGCCCUCUUCUCCUCUGCCGAGCAAGUCCACCUCGGCCCCACAGAUGUCGCCCGGGUCUUCGGAUAACCAGUCCUCCAGCCCUCAGCCGGCUCAGCAGAAGUUGAAACAGCAGAAGAAAAAGGCCUCUUUGACUUCUAAGAUCCCUGCCCUGGCCGUGGAGAUGCCUGGCUCGGCGGACGUCUCGGGGCUAAACCUGCAGUUCGGGGCCCUGCAGUUCGGGUCCGAGCCUGUCCUCUCUGACUACGAGUCCACCCCCACCACGAGCGCCUCUUCAAGCCAGGCUCCAAGUAGCCUCUAUACCAGCACAGCCAGUGAAUCUUCAUCUACAAUUUCAUCUAACCAGAGUCAGGAGUCCGGUUAUCAGAGCGGUCCAAUUCAGUCGGCAGCCUAUACCUCCCAAAAUAAUGCUCAGGGCCCUCUGUAUGAACAGAGGUCCACACAGACUCGACGGUACCCCAGUUCCAUCUCCUCAUCACCCCAAAAGGACCUGACUCAGGCAAAGAACGGCUUCAGCUCUGUGCAGGCCACACAGUUACAGACCACGCAAUCUGUUGAAGGUGCUACAGGCUCUGCAGUGAAGUCUGACUCACCUUCUACUUCCGGCAUCUCCCCUCUCAGCGAGACGGUGUCCGCAGCCUCCUUGCUGACAGCAGCCAGUCAGCACUCAUCCCCCCUGGGUGGCUUGAGCCACGGUGAGGAGAGUGCCGGCGCCCCCACCACGCAACACAGCAGCACGUUAUCGACGCAGCCAAAUACCCUUUCGUCAUCCACGUCUUCUGGGCGCACUUCUACAUCCACUCUUUUGCACACAAGCGUGGACAGUGAGGCGAACCUCCAUUCUUCCUCCAGCACUUUCUCCACCACGUCCAGCACGGUCUCUGCGCCGCCCCCAGCGGCCAGCGUCUCCUCCAGUCUUAACAGCGGCAGCAGCUUGGGCCUCAGCCUCAGCAGCAACUCCACUGUCACAGCCUCGACUCGGAGCUCAGUCGCUACAACUUCAGGAAAAGCUCCUCCCAACCUCCCUCCUGGGGUCCCGCCGCUGUUGCCUAAUCCGUACAUCAUGGCUCCGGGGCUAUUACAUGCCUACCCGCCACAAGUAUAUGGUUAUGAUGACUUACAGAUGCUCCAGACAAGAUUCCCCUUGGAUUACUACAGCAUCCCAUUUCCCACGCCCACCACUCCGCUGACUGGGAGGGACGGUAGCCUGGCCAGCAACCCCUACUCUGGUGACCUCACAAAGUUCGGCCGUGGGGACGCCUCCUCCCCGGCCCCGGCCACAACCUUGGCACAGCCCCAACAGAACCAGACGCAGACGCAUCACACCACGCAGCAGACAUUCCUGAACCCGGCGCUGCCUCCUGGCUACAGUUACACCAGCCUGCCGUACUACACGGGGGUUCCGGGCCUCCCCAGCACCUUCCAGUACGGGCCUGCUGUGUUCCCUGUGGCUCCUACCUCUUCCAAGCAGCAUGGUGUGAAUGUCAGUGUGAACGCAUCAGCCACCCCUUUCCAACAGCCUAGUGGAUAUGGGUCUCACGGAUACAACACUGGUGUGUCGGUCACCUCCAGCAACACGGGCGUGCCGGACAUCUCGGGUUCUGUGUACUCCAAGACCCAGCAGUCCUUCGAGAAACAAGGUUUUCAUUCCGGCACUCCUGCUGCCUCCUUCAACUUGCCUUCAGCCCUAGGAAGUGGGGGACCCAUCAACCCGGCCACGGCUGCGGCCUACCCACCCGCCCCCUUCAUGCACAUCCUGACCCCCCACCAGCAGCCGCACUCCCAGAUCCUCCACCACCACCUGCAGCAGGACGGCCAGCUACCAUAUUUGCAGAUGAUUCUCUGUUGCCAGCGCCAGCAGGAGGAGCAGACGGGCAGCGGGCAGCGCAGCCAGACCAGCUCCAUCCCGCAGAAGCCCCAGACCAACAAGUCGGCCUACAACAGCUACAGCUGGGGGGCCAACUGAGGCCCUGCCCCUCCUCCUCCCGGCCCGGCGACUGCGCACACGGCGUCCAGGAGAGAAAGGGGGGUGGGGGGGCUCCGCUGCCCCCCACCCCCAGCGGCCCACCCCAAGCCUCGGCUUCAUGUCUGUCCGUUCCCAUACCAUCCCCCACUCUGUUGUAUGUAUUAUAGGAUUUGUAUUUUCUCCCUCCCCCCCUUUCCUCUCUUCCUCCCCACCCGCCCCUUGCAUUCAAGAUUAUGAAACUUUUGCUGUGGGCCCUGCCUUCCUUCUCCUCCUCCUGUUCACCCUGGUGGUGUAUGGGUGAGGUGGGGAGGGGGGGACUCCCAAAUAUAUAUCAGCCCGACAGCCCGAAGUCUCCUUCUUUAUUAUUAGAAAACAAAACAACAAAAAAUGGCGUCAUGAAUAUGAACAGCAUUGUCAGAUGAA